This is a messenger RNA of Desarmillaria tabescens, 852 nucleotides long. RefSeq lists its product as uncharacterized. NCBI's taxonomy places the organism in Eukaryota, Fungi, Basidiomycota, Agaricomycetes, Agaricales, Physalacriaceae. The record is from RefSeq and is a predicted model, not a curated record. Bases 236 to 709 code for a protein of 157 amino acids. The transcript has 2 exons.
AGCCGACCCCGAGUAUAGCCCCUGUCCAGACAGUUUUGCGCUACUUACGACCAGUUAGCCCCUGCUGUAACCCUCUGUCGUUUCCUCAUUCUUCGGAAAAAACUGGGGAUGGAUCCAGAUGCAGAAGGUCGACGGCUAUCACAGAACAGAUUAAAACUAUUCAACUCUGAUCGAAGAUCACUCGAACAUAUUUCGUAUUUUGACGUCUAACCAUCACCUGCAUCAGUGCAUCGCAAUGCUUACCGAGAAGGAAAUUGAUUUCAGAGUCCCCAAUCACCGCCUGUAUACCGGCUCCUCGGAUCUUCCAUUCGGGUGGAGCUGCGCCUGGCACAGUUUUUGCGGUCGCUAUAACCUCUAUCCUUGCGUACGAGGACGUAUUGACUCCAACCUCAUCCUCGAAGCCCUAUUCAACGUCCAUGGCGAUAUAUUCUUCGUCAUGUACAAGAGCAGGACAUUCUUAACCGUCAUCAGAACUGGCGAAGACCCCACCCAGUACUACUUUUUCAACCUCUACACGGAGAGGCUCAUCAAGCUUACCGAACACUAUCCUACAGUUGAGGCGUUCAUGGAGCGGGCGAGAUUGUGGGAGGGAGGUGAUGCGCAGAUUAAUUCAGUGACUCCAUUUCAGGUUCUAGAAAUUACCCCAGGUCCGAGAGACAUCAGCGAUUUGAGCAUAGAGUGGCAGGCGGAUGUGCGAGCCUUGGCGUAGGCUGCAGGUUGGCUUUAUUCCAAAGCUUUUCCCAGAGACGCACACAGUAUGAAACUCGAAAACUACUACGAGUAGCAGAGAUGGGCAUGAGAGACAAAGGAGGCGGUAAUCGUACCUCCAGCAAAUGGUUAGUCACAGAGUGU